CCCACAAUUCUCCAAACCACAACAGACGAGCCCUGCGAAAAAGGCUGUGGAUUCAACUCAUUCAGACACCGAGAGCGAGAGAGAAAAACACGGGCGUGUUUCCUUAGUGACACUUUAAAUGGAGUUAACGUUACGAGCUUAGGCUGCAGCAGACAGGGGAGCUUUUAAAGAUGGUGAAAGACCAAGAAGUGGAGCGCAUCGCGAAGAAGCUGGACAAAAUGGUGCAGAAGGAAAACACGGAUGGUGCCUUAGACUUGCUGAAGGAACUGAAGAACAUGAAAAUGUCACUGGAGACCCUGCAGUCCACGCGGAUUGGCAUGUCCGUGAAUGCAGUGAGGAAGCAGAGCUCAGAUGACGAGGUGCAGUCUCUGGCCAAAUCGCUCAUCAAAGCUUGGAAGAAGCUGCUUGAUGGUGCUGAGGGCAAGUCAGAAGAGAAGAACAAGGGAGGACCCUCACUUCAAUCAUCUACAUCAUCAUCAACAACAUCGUCUAAAGACAGUCCUGGGUCUAGUGACAGCAAGAAACCAGAAACACCAAAGACUCCCACCACACCUACAACUCCUACAACCCCCAAGUUCACCUCCUUUCCCCCUGUUCCCGUCACCACCGACAGCGUGCGAACCAAGUGCAGAGAGCUGCUGGUUGCGGCCCUGCAGACGGAUGAUGAUUACAAAAAUAUUGGAUCGGAUUGUGAUACAUUGGCCGCAGAGAUUGAAGACUAUAUCUAUAAGGAGUUUAAGUCCACUGAUAUGAAGUAUAAGACGAGACUGAGGAGCCGCAUCUCCAACCUUAAAGACCAGAAGAACCCUGACCUGCGCCGCAAUGUUCUAUGUGGCAACAUAUCUACCGAACGGAUUGCCACCAUGACGGCAGAGGAGAUGGCAAGUGCGGAGCUGAAAGAGAUGAGAAAGGCUCUGACUAAGGAAUCCAUUCGGGAACAUCAGCUCUCCAAAGUGGGCGGCACCGAGACCGAUAUGUUCAUUUGUGGAAAGUGCAAGGGCAAGAAGUGCACCUAUACCCAGGUUCAGACACGUAGCGCAGAUGAACCGAUGACCACCUUUGUGCUGUGCAACGACUGUGGCAACCGGUGGAAGUUUUGCUGAGGAGUGCCGGAAUUCUUUGUGCUUUGUGUAAAGAAGUGACAAAAAUAAUGAAGUGAGGUACUUUUUUUUUUUUUUUUUUUUUGGAAAAAUGUCAUUUCUUUUUAUACCCAUUUCACAGCUUUGUAAUAUAUAUUUGGUGUGCAUAUUGCUAAUUAUGCAAAUCUUAGGCACUUGAUGUAAAUAAUUUUAUUUUGUAUUAUUAUUUUUUUUUUCUUUUCUUUUCUACUGGAACUGUAUCCAUUGCCUUUAAGCGUUCUGACUCCAGGUCAGCAUUAGCUCGUUCAGUACUGCUCUUGCCUAAGAUGAAGCACUCUGUGCCUUUUUCUGCGCUUUUUGGUGCCACGAUUGUCUUUGCUUAAAGAUUUGUACUCAUUUCUGCUGCACAUUUAGUGGGUUGCAACCGUGCUAGAGUGUUGUAGAUAUGCAUAAAGCUGAUUAUGCAUUUGUUUUGAUUUAUUUGUGGGGACACUUUCUUUGGACUGCUCAUAGCAGACGAUUUGCCAAUUGUCAAUAAACCUUCAAAAAGGGCAGGUAAUAUUUCUAAAGAAUAAUCCAGCACUUAAGCUUUAUUAAUUUUUUUCUUUUUUUUCUUUUGGCUCUAACCAUAAUCUACAAUUUGCCAACAGUUUGAUAGUUGGAGUAGAUAGUAGAUCAUUUUGAAGGUCUGUAGAUAAUCUGUAGAUCACUUAUAGGAGAUCGUUCAUAUAAAGUGGGGCCUCUUUUUUUUUUUUUUUUUUUUUUUUAAUUAUGUGUGAGCUGCUUUUUUUCAGAAGUAUAUUUCAAAAGUCUUAAUAUAGAAAGGUUUAGUGCUAGAAGAUGUUCUAGUAGAUUCAAGUCUCCCUUUUGAGAGGACCUACGUACGCAGAUGUAAGAACAUCACAGUGGGUUUGAUUUGAUCAUGUGUAUUAUAUAUAUGAAAUUGUGGACCAGUCUCAUUAAAAAAUUAUAAUCAGACAAA
Molecule: messenger RNA, 2061 nt
Organism: Astyanax mexicanus (Mexican tetra)
Lineage: Eukaryota; Metazoa; Chordata; Actinopteri; Characiformes; Acestrorhamphidae
Gene: tcea2
Product: transcription elongation factor A (SII), 2
Exons: 10
Coding region: 171-1103 (310 amino acids)
Biological process (GO): transcription elongation by RNA polymerase II; DNA-templated transcription
Cellular component (GO): nucleus
Molecular function (GO): nucleic acid binding; zinc ion binding
Source: RefSeq, a predicted model, not a curated record